CUCUGCAAGGGCAUCGACAUUGAGGAUGCCACCAUUGAUGAACUCCAGCGAUGGAUGAUGCUUGGGGAUCUUACUAGCAAAGACUUAGUCAAAUGCUACGUUGCCCGGAUUGAGCAAACAAAUGGCUACCUCCGUUCAGUCAGCGAGGUCAACCCUGACGCUCUUACCAUUGCCUCUGCCCUCGACAAGGAGAGGGCAAAGCAUGGCAUCCGAGGGCCAAUGCACGGAAUUCCGUUCAUGGUCAAGGACAACAUCUACACCGAUGACAAGCACAACACCAGCGAGGGAGGAUUAGUCUUGCUUGGUGGAAGGUACUCAUCUGAGGCGACCGUGGUGGCUAAGAUCCGUGCAGCUGGUGGUGUCCUGCUGGGCCAUGCGGCUUUGUCCGAGGCUGCAGAUCAUCGCGCUCUGUCGAAUUUCUCGGAUGGAUACUCGACCAGAGUUGGACAGACAAGGAACCCUUUCAAUCUGACUCAGCCUACCUCAGGUAGCAGUGGAGGAUCUGUCGUUGCUGUCCGAAGCAAUCAGGUGGCUGUUGCCCUGGGCUCUGAGACUCAUGGCUCUCUUGUGCACCCAGCUGCCCUAUUGGGUCUUUAUACUCUCAAAUCGACCCCGGGUUUGAUCUCGAGACAUGGCAUUGUCCCGGGCAGCUUCUAUCACGAUACCCCGGGACCCGUUGCUCGCUCGAUGAAGGAUGUCGCUAUUUUAUUCGACAUUAUGGCGGGCGCAGAUCGCUUUGACAAUUCCACUUUUGACGCACUUAGCUAUUAUCCCAAGGCUGGCUACAGCGCCGAGGUUGUGGGUAAGGAUGCCCUGCGGGGGAUGAAGCUGGGUCUGCCAUGGAACCCGUACUGGUCAACGAUUAGCGUAAAGCAGUAUGAGAAGCGAGUGAGGGAGCUGAAAGCAGCUGGAGCAGAGAUCUACAACAUCACAUACAUCCCAGGUAUUCAAAACAUCGCCAGCCGCUAUGGGUUUGGCCAGCCUUCGGAUGUUGCCGCAGAGUACGGCCAGCUGGAAGCCUACAAUACUCUCCUUGCAGUUGGAUACGGCGAGUGGCUUCGAAACUGGACUUUCCCCAAGGGUGAUAAGCGCCGUGGCAUGUCUAGUCUAACUGAGAUGGCCGCCUGGAACGACGCCCACAACGCAACCACAGGGUCGUUGGGCAAUGGCACUUGGUGGUAUAAUACUAUUUCAGGACAGGACUUCUACGACAACGCCAUCGCCACCAAUGGGACAAUGGGCGAUAAGUUCUGGAAGGCAUUCGGCUGGGGGCGCCGCACUGCCCGCGAGGCAAUUGAUGGAGGCCACGCCUAUGUGCUGAAAAAUGGCACCGUGGUCGAGCUGGACGGGCUCCUGGUUCCCAACGAUCCGUCUGGUGGCUUUGACAACGCCUGUUCCUCAAUUCCUUCCUACGCAGGCUACCCCAUCGCCUCAGUACCCAUCGGACAGAGCGGAUACAGUCUUCCCUGUGGAAUCUGUGUCUACGGACGAAAAUACUCCGAGCCCAAGCUCAUAAGGGUGGCCUCGGCUAUGGAAGACCUAUUCCGUUGGAACGCUAAGCCGAAGUUUUACAACUACAAGACAGCCAAGGGACGCUGGGAGACUCUGUGGCCUGGAUAUGCGUGUACGGAAGACUCUUUGGACCAUUAUGGUUGCGAAGAGGCUUAA
This is a messenger RNA of Ilyonectria robusta, 1668 nucleotides long. RefSeq names its product amidase signature domain-containing protein. Lineage: Eukaryota; Fungi; Ascomycota; Sordariomycetes; Hypocreales; Nectriaceae. The record is from RefSeq and is a predicted model, not a curated record. The annotation marks the transcript as partial. The transcript is spliced from 5 exons.